AUGAUGACAGCGCUCAACGUUGCAAAGGACUCCCGUCCUGAUUCCGAAGUAAAUUCAGCCAUUAAAUCGAAUUGGAAGACCACCAAGCCAAUUCGUGCUACAGAGAAAGCAUUCCUCGAUCUCUUGGAAGGCAGAACUCCUCUCCUUCACGAGCCUGAGUUUCUUUCCCAGGAGGAUUGCUCUAAGCUCACAAACGCUUUGGAGCCAAGACUUACACCAUAUUUGCAUGCUACUGGUCCAAAGUUGGCCAAAGUGGGCAUUGCCCAGUUUGAGUUCCAAGCGCAGAGCGAGGAUGACCUGAAAAAUAGAUCUGGAAAUGAGAAACAGCAAUACUUCCAGGCAGUCCGUGAGUUGGGUGACUCGCACGCUCGAUUGGCCGCAGAAGUUGGUAUCAAUGCGUUUGCCAAAGUCUUCGACUUCAUUAAAUCGAUUGCUCCCGACGACUGGGAAGUCAUGCUAGCCACAGAGGUGCUAGAGGAUGAGACGACGAAUGGUACUCCUGCCACGCAGUCUUACUUUGCCGGCAUUUAUCGAGUGAUCAACAACGGAACACCAGUUCAUUGCGAUUGGGCACCUUACGACACUCGGACGGAAUCGUGGUCAAUUAGCAGAGUGACAAACCAAGUUGCCGUCAAUUUAUGCGUGACUCCACCACCGGCCAAUAGUGGAGGAACUACCGUAUACGAUUUGCAGUGGUCUCCCGAAGCAUUGGCCUUCCGAGAUCCAGAGAGUUAUGGAUACUCUGCGGGCCUUGUUGAUGGCCGUAAGCGAUUAGAUUUUCAACCUCAUAUUGGUGAUCUAUACCUCUUCAACUCUCGUAAUAUGCAUGAGGUGCAUCCAGUUUUUUCUGACACAGGGGUUCGGCGUUUGGCUAUGUCAAGCUUUCUUGGAGUGUUGCCGCCAUUGAAUGAAGGCGAAAAGACGAAGUUGGUGUUUUGGGGUUAG
Sclerotinia sclerotiorum 1980 UF-70 is the source of this 945-nucleotide messenger RNA. RefSeq lists its product as hypothetical. The transcript has 2 exons. Bases 1 to 945 code for a protein of 314 amino acids. The record is from RefSeq and is a predicted model, not a curated record. Lineage: Eukaryota; Fungi; Ascomycota; Leotiomycetes; Helotiales; Sclerotiniaceae.